AUGGUGGGAACUAGUUCAAGAUCAGAUCCUGAAGAAUCAAAUACAGAAACAGACGAUUUAUAUAUUCGUGUCAACGUGCUCAACGAAAAGGUAAAUAAGCAAAUCAAAAUGCUUGAGCAUACCGAGGAUUUAGUAUACAAAUUUGAAUCCAAAUGGACAGAACAACAAACAAGAACCGAGGAAACGAUGAAACAAAUAUUAUCAAGACUUGAUGAACUUUCUAAAGAUAAUCAAGAUCGAGAUGCAAGACGUCUUCACGAUCCUCAAGAACAACCUGCAGGCAAUCCGGAUCGAGAUGGGAGACGUCAUCACAAUCCUCAAGAACAACGAGAAUUCUAUGAUGUCAACAAUUAUGAUCGUAACCCAAGAGAUAGGAAUAAUAGACCUUACCAUAUACACAAAAGUUUCACCAGAAUCGACUUUCCUAAAUUCGACGGCAAUGAUGUUGAUGGAUGGAUUUAUGCAGCUGAAGAGUUUUUUGAAGUCGAUAAUACUCCUCUUGAUAUUCAGCCAAGAAUUGCUCGUCUACAUUUCAAAGAUAAGGCAAGAUUAUGGUAUACAAAUUUUCGAAAUCAUUUAGAUGCAAAUUUUGUUAUUACUUGGGAUUUUCUUAAAACAGAAAUUAAGAAAAAAUUUGGACACACAAUUUUUGAUGAUCCUAUGGGUGAACUAAUGAAUCUCAAACAAGUCGGUCCAAUUAAUGAGCAUAACGAUAAAUUUAUUGAGAUUUCAUAUAGGCUUCCCCUAAUGCCGAAUGAUUACAUGCUAAACUGUUACUUAGGUGGAAUAAGAAAAGAAAUUGCUAAUUCUGUUAGACUUUUACAUCCUAAUUCAUUGAAUGAUGCUAUGGCAAUGGCUAGAGUUCAAGAAGCAACAUAUGAUUCUUUAAAAGUCUAUCUACAUAAUAAUGGACCUCCCUUAUUACCUACUCCUAAGCCAACAAAAUUUCAAUGGAAUAAUAAUAAUCGUAGAAAGGAUUAUAAGAAAUUGGAUCCCAAGUUUAUGGCAGAAAAAAGAGCAAAAAAUGAGUGUUAUUAUUGUACUGAAAAAUUUAAUUCUACUCAUAAAUGUAAAGGAGAAUUUUAUAUGUUGGAAAACUCUGAACUUAUAGAUGAAUCACAACCUGAAUUAGAUGAUCUACUAGCUGAAGAUGUUGAUGAAUUAUCGGGAAUAUCCUUGAAUGCUAUCAAUGGUCCAUCAUCAUAUAGAACUCUUUGUCUUCCUGGAAAAAUAGGAAAAAUAAAUGUUGAAAUACUAAUCGAUUCAGGAAGUACACAUAAUUUCAUAAAUUCUAAAUGGCUUCCUCAUAUUAAAGACAAAUUGAUUAAGACAUCUACCUUUUCAGUAUCUGUUGCUGAUGGAAAUCAAUUACCUAGCUGUCUUAUGUAUCAACAGAUAUUAUGCACUAUACAGGAUUAUGAAUUCAUGACAGAUCUUAGAGUACUAACAAUGCCUAAAUAUGAUGUUAUAUUAGGCAUUGAAUGGUUGGUGUCACUUUCAGACAUACAUUGUGAUUUUUUACACCAAAAAUUCUCAUUCUUACAUAAAAAUGGUAGAGUCACUCUUAGAGGAAAUUCUGAUGCUGAAAUCUGUAGUAUUUUAGGAGCUCAUAAUUUUAACAAAUAUAAGAGACCCACUACUAUACUAAUUGAUGAACCUUUCAAACCUCAUUUUUAUUCCUUAGCCACAAAUAAUGAAUAUGACUUACCUAAGGAAAAACUUGAUUCAAUGUUAGACGAAUUCCAAGAACUAUUUCAAGAGCCAAAAGGAUUACCUCCACAUAGACCACAUGAUCAUUGUAUCCACCUAAAAGAGGGAUCAACUCCAAUUAGUCUUAGUCCAUACAGAUACUCUGCAAUACAAAAAACAGAAAUAGAAAAAUUGGUAUCUGAAAUGUUGGAAUAA
Messenger RNA from Impatiens glandulifera, 1905 nucleotides. RefSeq lists its product as uncharacterized. The coding region runs from base 1 to 1905 and encodes 634 amino acids. Gene Ontology annotation, biological process: proteolysis. Gene Ontology annotation, molecular function: aspartic-type endopeptidase activity. The transcript has a single exon. The record is from RefSeq and is a predicted model, not a curated record. NCBI's taxonomy places the organism in Eukaryota, Viridiplantae, Streptophyta, Magnoliopsida, Ericales, Balsaminaceae.